AUGAGUGCCCCUGUUAAGUCUGAAUCUUACGAGUUCCAGGCUGAGAUCUCUCAGCUGAUGAGCUUGAUCAUCAACACUGUCUACUCUAACAAGGAGAUCUUCCUUAGAGAGUUGAUUUCUAACGCUUCUGAUGCCAUUGACAAGAUCAGAUACGAAGCUCUUUCUGAUCCUUCCAAGCUUGAGACUGAGCCUGAGCUUUUCAUCAGAAUCACUCCCAAGAAGGAGCAGAAGGUUCUUGAGAUCCGUGACUCUGGUAUCGGUAUGACCAAGGCUGAUCUCGUCAACAACCUUGGUACCAUUGCCAAGUCUGGCACCAAGGCUUUCAUGGAGGCCCUCUCCGCUGGCGCUGAUGUCUCCAUGAUUGGCCAAUUCGGUGUCGGUUUCUACUCACUUUUCCUUGUCGCUGACCGUGUCCAGGUCAUCUCCAAGAACAAUGACGACGAGCAGUACAUUUGGGAGUCUUCUGCCGGCGGUAAGUUCACCAUCACUCUUGAUGAGGAGAAUGAGAGAAUCUCUCGUGGUACUGUCCUCCGUCUUUUCCUGAAGGACGACCAGCUCGAGUACCUUGACGAGAAGAGAAUCAAGGAUGUUGUUAAGCGUCACUCUGAGUUUGUCGCCUACCCCAUCCAGCUUGUUGUCACCAAGGAGAUCGAGAAGGAGGUCCCCGUCGAGGAGUCUGAGGAGAAGACUGAGGAAGAGUCCGACGAGAAGAAGCCUAAGAUUGAAGAGGUUGACGACGAAGAAGACAAGAAGGAAGAGAAGAAGGUUAAGAAGGUUAAGGAGACUGUUACUGAGAAUGAGGAGCUUAACAAGACCAAGCCUCUUUGGACCAGAAACCCUGCUGACAUUACUAAGGAGGAGUAUGCUGCUUUCUACAAGUCCAUCUCCAACGACUGGGAGGACCACCUUGCUGUCAAGCACUUCAGCGUUGAGGGUCAACUCGAGUUCCGUGCCAUUCUUUUCAUUCCCUCGCGUGCUCCCUUUGAUCUCUUUGAGACCCGCAAGAAGAAGAACAACAUCAAGCUUUACGUCAGACGUGUUUUCAUCACUGAUGAUGCUGAGGAGUUGAUUCCUGAGUGGCUUUCUUUCGUCAAGGGUGUUGUGGACUCUGAGGACUUGCCCCUUACCCUUUCUCGUGAGAUGCUCCAGCAGAACAAGAUUCUCAAGGUCAUCAAGAAGAACAUUGUCAAGAAGCUCAUCGAGACCUUCAACGAGAUUGCUGAAGACCGCGAGCUCUUUGAUAAGUUCUACACUGCCUUUGGCAAGAACAUCAAGCUUGGUGUCCACGAGGACUCUACUAACCGUGCUGCUCUUGCUAAGCUUCUCAGAUACAACUCUACCAAGUCUCCUGAGGAGCUCACUUCUUUCCAGGACUACAUCACCCGCAUGCCUGCCCACCAGAAGAACAUCUACUACAUCACUGGUGAGUCUAUCAAGGCUGUUGAGAAGUCUCCCUUCCUUGAUGCCCUUAAGGCCAAGGACUUCGAGGUUCUUUACAUGGUUGACCCCAUUGAUGAGUACGCCAUGGCUCAGCUCAAGGAGUUUGAGGACAAGAAGCUUGUUAACAUCACCAAGGACUUCGAACUUGAGGAGACUGAAGAGGAGAAGAAGCAGCGUGAGGAGGAGAUCAAGGAGUUCGAGCCCCUCACCAAGGCCCUCAAGGAGAUUUUGGGUGACCAGGUUGAGAAGGUUGUUGUUUCCCACAAGCUCAUUGAUGCUCCUGCUGCCAUCAGAACCGGCCAAUUCGGCUGGUCCGCUAAUAUGGAGCGUAUCAUGAAGGCUCAGGCCCUCCGUGACUCUUCCAUGUCUGCCUACAUGGCCUCCAAGAAGACCUUUGAGAUUUCUCCUAAGUCUCCUAUUAUUAAGGAGCUUAAGCACAAGGUCGAGGAGGACGGCACUCAGGACAGAACCGUCCGUGACUUGACCACUCUCCUUUAUGAGACUGCUCUCCUCACUUCUGGUUUCACUCUUGAUGAGCCUAACUCCUUUGCCAGCAGAAUCAACAGACUUAUCUCUCUUGGUCUCAACAUUGACGAGUCUGAGGAGGCUCCUGUUGCUGCCGCUGCUCCCGCUACUGAGGCUGUUCCCGCUGAGGCUGCUGCCGAGUCUGCCAUGGAGGAGGUUGACUAA
This is a messenger RNA of Magnusiomyces paraingens, 2130 nucleotides long. RefSeq lists its product as uncharacterized. Gene Ontology annotation, biological process: protein stabilization; protein folding; cellular response to heat. The record is from RefSeq and is a predicted model, not a curated record. Gene Ontology annotation, molecular function: ATP hydrolysis activity; ATP-dependent protein folding chaperone; ATP binding. Gene Ontology annotation, cellular component: perinuclear region of cytoplasm; plasma membrane; cytosol. The transcript has a single exon. Lineage: Eukaryota; Fungi; Ascomycota; Dipodascomycetes; Dipodascales; Dipodascaceae. Bases 1 to 2130 code for a protein of 709 amino acids.